UUUCGCCCCGCCCUCUUUCGGCCCUUUCCGUUCACUGUCAUCACUGUGUUUGAGGUGCUCGGUUCUUCGCUCGAAGCUAAGGCCUUUGAAUCCGGCGACUAGCACCGUCAAAUUUAGGCAUCCACGUCUGAAACAGUAACCUGCUGAAAGAACAAUGGCAUCUGUGUCCGAGCUGGCCUGUAUUUACUCCGCUCUCAUCCUCCAUGAUGAUGAAGUUACAGUCACGGAGGACAAGCUCAACGCUUUGAUCAAGGCUGCCGGUGUGACCAUUGAGCCCUUCUGGCCUGGUCUCUUCGCUAAGGCUCUGUCCAGCAUUGACAUCGGCAGUCUGAUCUGUAACGUUGGUGCUGGUGGUGGAGCUGCUCCGGCUGCCGCUACCGCUGCUGCUGCUCCUGCAGGUGGAGACGCUCCAGCCAAGGAGGAAGAGAAGAAAGAGGAGAAGAAAGAAGAGUCCGAGGAGUCUGAUGACGACAUGGGCUUCGGUCUUUUCGACUAAAGCAGUUCUUUUAAUAAAAAAAUUGAAACUGUCAA
This is a messenger RNA of Megalobrama amblycephala (Wuchang bream), 531 nucleotides long. RefSeq names its product ribosomal protein, large, P1 (gene rplp1). NCBI's taxonomy places the organism in Eukaryota, Metazoa, Chordata, Actinopteri, Cypriniformes, Xenocyprididae. Bases 155 to 496 code for a protein of 113 amino acids. Gene Ontology annotation, cellular component: ribosome; cytosolic large ribosomal subunit. The record is from RefSeq and is a predicted model, not a curated record. Gene Ontology annotation, biological process: translational elongation; cytoplasmic translation. The transcript has 4 exons. Gene Ontology annotation, molecular function: protein kinase activator activity; structural constituent of ribosome; ribonucleoprotein complex binding.